CCUCCCGCCCGGCCCCUCGGAUGCCGCCGCGGAGCCCAUGAGGAUGGAGGCCCGGGAAGCCCGCGCCGGCCCCGGCUCCGCGUUCGAGGCCUUCCUCCUGCCCGCGCGGGCCGCCCCGCGGCUGGAGAGCAAGUUUUUACCCACCAAGAUCAGCGGUUUCACCUGCCCUGCUGGCAACGCCUCCUGUGCCCUCAAUUACAGCCCAGAAGUCCCCAGCCCUGAGAGCUACCGGGCACCGGGGGAGCCGCGAGCCUUCGGCCCCAACGCCAGCAACGGGCAGUGGAGGGGGCUGGCCCCGGCGCUGGGCUCCUCCGUGCCGCAGAAGCCGAGGGUGAGCCGAGGCUCUUACCUGGAUGCUCGCAAGAGCCCCAGUGGGACAGCCAACAGCUUCGUAGGCAAAUCAAACCACCACUGCCAUGCGUCCGCUUUCCCCAUCAAACCCGCGCAGAGCCCCUCGUGGAGCGGCCCGUGCCGCCGCAGCCUGCUCAGCCCCAAGAAAACCCCGCGGCGGUUCAUCAGCACGGCUGAGGAGACUGUGCGAGAGGAAGAGCGGGAGAUCUACAGGCAGUUGCUUCAGAUGGUCACAGGAAAACAGUUUUCCACGUCCAAGCCCUCUUCACUGUUCCCCUUCCAUCUGUCCCGGUGUUCCAAUUCCAGCAAACCUGUCGUGAAAGAAGCUCCCAGCCAGAACUCGAAGCUCUUUGAAGCUCACAGCGUUGCACCAGCCACUUCAGCACCCAGCGUCCUCAGAGCACAGGAGCAGGCGUCCCACAAACCAUCGCUCUACUCUGCCCCCAGCUACUCCUCCAGCAUCUUUGAGUCCAGUAACUCCAGAGCCCAGCAGCAGCAAGAAAACCCACCAGCAUCUAGCACGCAGUCUGAAGGGUCAGACUCUGUCAUUUUGCUCAAAGUAAAGGAUUCCAGAACCCCAGCACCGAGCCUCCCGUUCUUCCAGGCAGAACUAUGGAUCAAAGAACUGACCAGCGUCUACGACUCGCGAGCUCGGGAGAGGUGGCGGCAAAUAGAGGAGCAGAAAGCCUUGGCCUUGCAGCUGCAGAGCCAGCGGUUGCAGGAACAGGAGCACUCCGUGCAGGAUCGGGUGGAUUUGAAUCUUCGAGUCCCCUUGGAGAAGGAAAUCCCUGUCACGGUGGUCCCAGAAGAGAAGGAGGAUGCCAAGUCAGCCGAUGGUGAAGAGGAGUUCCCUGAAAUCACUGAGGAAAUGGAAAAGGAAAUCAAGAGCGUGUUCCGAGGUGGGAACCAGGACGAGGUCCUCAGUGAAGCUUUCCGGUUAACAAUCACUCGGAAAGACAUCCAGACCCUCAACAACCUGAACUGGCUCAACGAUGAGAUAAUCAAUUUCUACAUGAACCUGCUGAUGGAGAGGAGCAAGGAGAAGGGGCUGCCAGCCGUUCACGCCUUCAAUACUUUCUUCUUCACCAAGUUAAAAACAGCGGGGUACCAGGCGGUGAAGCGGUGGACUAAAAAAGUGGAUAUCUUCUCUGUGGAUCUCCUCCUGGUGCCCAUCCAUCUGGGAGUGCAUUGGUGCCUAGCAGUUGUAGACUUCAGGAAGAAAACCAUCACCUACUAUGACUCCAUGGGUGGAAUAAACAGUGAAGCCUGCAGGAUCCUGUUGCAAUACCUAAAACAGGAAAGCCUUGACAAGAAGAGGAAGGAGUUUGACACCAAUGGCUGGUCGCUGCUGAGCAAGAAGAGUCAGGAGAUCCCACAGCAGAUGAAUGGCAGUGACUGUGGGAUGUUUGCCUGCAAAUACGCCGACUGCAUUACCAAAGACAAGCCCAUCAACUUCACCCAGCAACACAUGCCGUACUUCCGCAAGCGCAUGGCCUGGGAGAUCCUCCACCGCAAGCUCCUCUGAUGCCCUCGAGCCCAAAGCCGCUUCCCCGUGAGGUUCUCUCCAAGUGCCCUGAGCAUGGACCUGCCCUUGGGGCUUCCAAGCCCCCCACGAGCAAGCUCUGCAUCCUGCCGUUGAUCAGGCGCCAUCACAGACCAACCCAAGUGUUCAGAAGCACACUUGCUUUUCCCUUUGCUCUUUUGGGUUUUGUAUUUCCAGACCUGUUUUUU
Messenger RNA from Pezoporus flaviventris, 2082 nucleotides. It is a transcript of the gene SENP1, whose product is annotated as SUMO specific peptidase 1. The coding region runs from base 38 to 1876 and encodes 612 amino acids. Gene Ontology annotation, biological process: protein desumoylation. The record is from RefSeq and is a predicted model, not a curated record. Gene Ontology annotation, molecular function: deSUMOylase activity. Gene Ontology annotation, cellular component: nucleus. The transcript has 16 exons. NCBI's taxonomy places the organism in Eukaryota, Metazoa, Chordata, Aves, Psittaciformes, Psittacidae.